Molecule: messenger RNA, 4335 nt
Organism: Carcharodon carcharias (great white shark)
Lineage: Eukaryota; Metazoa; Chordata; Chondrichthyes; Lamniformes; Lamnidae
Gene: snap91a
Product: synaptosome associated protein 91a
Exons: 28
Coding region: 191-2917 (908 amino acids)
Biological process (GO): clathrin coat assembly; clathrin-dependent endocytosis; synaptic vesicle budding from presynaptic endocytic zone membrane
Cellular component (GO): synaptic vesicle; clathrin-coated vesicle; extrinsic component of presynaptic endocytic zone membrane
Molecular function (GO): 1-phosphatidylinositol binding; phosphatidylinositol-4,5-bisphosphate binding; SNARE binding
Source: RefSeq, a predicted model, not a curated record
GAGUCUCUGGAUAUCUGACAGGCGACCGGCGGCUCCUCAUCUCUCUUUUUUGUUUCACUACAUUGUAUAUUCCGUUUUAUUGACAUCCUUUUUUUCUCUUUUUAUUUAUAUAUAAAUUAUUCAUUACAAAGUGAGCGUGUGUGUGUGUGAGAGAGAGAGGGGGAAGAAGAAGGAAGAUUAAAGCGAGAAAAUGUCGGGCCAGACUAUCACGGACCGGAUUGCUGCGGCUCAGUACAGUGUGACCGGCUCGGCCGUGGCCAGGGCUGUCUGCAAGGCGACCACCCAUGAGGUGAUGGGACCCAAGAAGAAACACCUGGACUAUCUUAUACAAGCUACAAAUGAGACCAAUGUUAACAUACCUCAGAUGGCUGACACACUUUUUGAGAGAGCAACAAACAGCAGCUGGGUAGUGGUGUUUAAGGCAUUGGUUACUACACAUCAUUUGAUGGUCCAUGGCAAUGAGAGAUUUAUUCAAUAUCUGGCAUCUAGAAAUACUUUGUUCAACCUCAGCAAUUUUUUGGAUAAAAGCGGGACACAUGGUUAUGAUAUGUCUACAUUUAUUAGACGAUACAGCAGAUAUUUAAAUGAAAAGGCAUAUUCCUAUAGACAGAUGGCAUUUGACUUUGCAAGAGUGAAAAAAGGGUCUGAUGGUGCAAUGAGAACUAUGGCUCCAGAAAAAUUGUUGAAAGGCAUGCCAAUACUGCAAGGGCAGCUGGAUGCACUACUGGAGUUUGAUGUCAGCCCUGGUGAAUUGUCAAAUGGAGUAAUAAAUGCAGCUUUCUUGCUACUUUUCAAAGAUCUAAUCAAAUUAUUUGCGUGUUACAAUGACGGAAUCAUUAAUUUGUUAGAAAAAUAUUUUGAAAUGAAGAAGGGACAAUGUAAAGAAGCACUAGAAAUUUAUAAAAAAUUUCUCACUAGAAUGACGAGAGUUUCAGAAUUUCUUAAAGUCGCUGAACAAGUAGGGAUUGACAAAGGUGACAUUCCUGAUCUGUCUCAAGCAAUACACCGGAGAAUUCUUGCUGACCUUAAAAAUUCUGACACUGAAAAUUCACCUUUUAAAGACUGUACCAUUGAUAAUCCGGCUCCUAGCAGUCUUCUGGAAGCCCUUGAACAACAUUUGACUACACUGGAAGGCAAGAAAAAUGCAGCUGGUAGUAGGACUACUGGAGCACCAACGCAGGGGAAUAUGGGCUCUCCAGAAAACACAGGAUCAUCUCCCACUUCUAGUCCAGCAAAGGUGGCCGAUACAUCUGCAGUAGUCGAUCUCUUUUCGCCCCCACCCUCUGUAGUUCCAACAAAUGCAUCUAAAUUGUCCAGUGAUCUUCUUGAUCUACAACCAGAUUUUACAUCUACAGUGCAAUCAACAGUGGCUGCUAAUCCACCAGCCAGUGCUUGGGGAGAUUCUUUGACUUCUCCUGCCCUUCCUAAUGCCUCUGAGGCACCACCUUCUGAUCCAUUUGUAGCAGAGGCUUCCCUGACCACUCCUCCUACAACUGCUGAUACUGCUACACCUGCUGCUGCUACUACAGCAACAACCACUGAUCUGGAUCUUUUUGGAGAUGCAUUUGCAGCUUCGCCUACUGAAGAAUCAACAGCAUCUGAAGGGGCAGGAGCAACAGCAGCCCCUGCAACAGCAGCGCUUGAUGCAUGUGCUGGAACUGACCCUUUUGCACCAUCUGAAGGUAGUGCAGAGGCUGCUGCUGAACUGGACCUUUUUGCUAUGAAGCCUGCUGAGGCCAGCGUUCCUGCAACUACCCCCACUACCAGUGCAACUGCCAGUACAACUACCAGUGCCAUUACCAGCACAACAACUAGCGUGACAACGACUGAGACUGUUACUGUUACUGCUACUGCGACUGCUACUACUACUAUUACUGCGACUGCUACUACUCCUGCUACUGCUCCUACCACUACAACUGCUGAUACUACUGUCACCACCACUGCACCUGUUCUUGAUAUUUUUGGUGAUUUAUUUGAUUCUGUUCCUGAACCAAAUGCAUCCACAACUCCCAAACCAGAAGCAGGUCCUAGUGUAGACCUGUUUGCCUCAGAUGCUUUUUCAACCCCUUCUCGUGGGGCUUCCCCUUUGCCUGAAAGUAGUCUUACUGCUGAUCUGUUAUCCGUUGAUGCAUUUGUAGCACCACCACCUACAAUCAAUGCCUCUCCUGCUAAAUCAGAAUCUUCGGCAGUAAUUGAUCUGUUUGGUGAUGCUUUUGGUACUUCUGCUCCUGAGUCUCAGCCUGCCACUCAGGCUGUUUCCAGUUCAUCUGCUUCAUCGGACUUACUAGCUGGCUUUGGAAAUGCAUUUAUGACACCAACAGCUACACCAAUGCCUGUGGUCCAGAAUAACGUUUUGCAGCCUGACUUUGAAGCAGCUUUUGGUUUGACAGCCACAAGUAACACUUUUGAUUCAUCAGUUUUUGAUGGAUUAGGUGAUCUCCUUAUGCCCACCAUGGCAUCACAGAAUCAAGCGAUACUUUCAGGACUGCCAACAGCAGGUGGAACACAGCCAAUGAAAGGCCUAGGGAGUGACCUCGAUUCCUCACUUGCAAACCUUGUCGGAAACCUGGGUAUUUCUCCUGCUCCAGGAAAGAAGAGUGACCUUCAAUGGAAUGCCUCCGAAAGGAAGUUGACAGGAGGAGCAAACUGGCAGCCUAAGGUUGCUCCAACUACAGCUUGGCCAGCAGGUUGUCCACCCAGCAAUCAAAUGAAUGGUUGGCCAAUCCCAGGUUAUGGAGCUGUUCCACCUGUAGGGCCUCCGCCUACUGCUCAACCAGUUCCUGGAUUUGGGAUACCAUCUGCAAGUGCAGGUAUACCCAUGAUGCCUCAGCAACCAAUGAUGUACCCUCAGCCCGUGAUGAGACCAGCAUUUGGAGCUGGAGCAGUUCCUGGAGCACCGCUACAGUUCUUGCGAUGAUGGGAACGCUGAAGGUGACAACAGUUGAUAUUCAAUACCCCAAGCAAUCUACCAGUCAUAUUUCAAUGCUUAUUCAGACUUCCAUAUUGUAAAAGGUGUAGCACAACUGUGAAAGUAAUCCUUAGAAAUGUGUACUUUUUGAUGUUAUGCCCUAAUUUAUCAGAAGUUGUGCAUUUUGGAUUGUGUUUUGCAACUUGAAAGAUGGGUGUAUGUUACUGAUGCCUUUUAGUGCUUCUCUGUACCUAACUUAAUAGUUUAGGUUGCAGAUUUGCAGCUGUUGUGUGAUGAGCCACUUGGAGUAAUGUGUUUGUAUUCUUGAAAGUGCAAAUGUAUAUAAUUUCAUUGCAGAGCCUAGGAUGUCAUGUCUGUUCUGUAUACCUAUUAGCUUACAGUCAUGAUUCUGAUAGCAAUUUGCAUAUAAAUUAAUGUGCUGACACCCUUCAAAUCUUCCAAGUCUGAAGUUUUGUCUGAAACCAUUCACAACUGCAAAAAUUGGGUUAAACAUGCUAUCAAACUGUUUUUAAGGAAACAUUUGUGCAUUACAUUCAGAAUUAUUUAUAAUUCCUUAAAGUAAUAUAAAAUUUGAUGUUAAACUUCCAUAGUAUGCACUGAUCUUGGCAUAAAGGUAUUACUUGACAAAGAUGUAUGCUGUUUGCCAAGACAGAAAAUGUUAUCUAAAUAGAUCUCAUAUUUAUAUCUGAGUAUGUUAAAUUGUUGUAUUUAAUUUCUUUGUUACAUUAUGUAUUCUUUGCUUAAUGGACCAGCAGUAAAAUAUUGGACAGUGUGAGAAUGCAUAUUUUGGAAAAGACAAUAAUGGAUUUAUGUUCUCAGAUGUGUCUUCAUUAUAAGGGAUCACAAACCAGUUCAAACGCACCUUUUUUGUCCAUUACCAACCUUCAUAUCAUUUUCCAUUCAGCAGCAUAUCAUAUUUUGUGUUUGUUUUUAGUUGGAAGUACUUUUAUCAUUAGCGUUGUCAGUAAGUUUUUAUACGCAAGUAGAUGGUCUCAAACCUUGCCCAGAAUCUCUCCUACAUCCCUCCACCCAUAAAGAAACGACAUGUACUGUGUGAUUCCCAGGGAAAUGUCAUAUUGUUUGCGCAAAAUGCUUGGCAAAAGGUGUAGGCACCAACAAAGGAGAUCACUGUUGAUCAGUGGGAUUAGUGUUCUCAGGCAUGGCAGCUGUUUUGUAAAAAUGCUAUGCAGUUUGAAAGUGUUUCAUUUCUGUCUCUUCAGAUCUAUCAGUAUAUCUAUAUAUUGUACCAUUCCAAGUAAGUGUAUCUGGAAUUAAUGUGGGAAAAAUACAUUAUAUUUAAAAUAUUACUCUUUUUAUUUAAAUUUGUUUGAUUUUUUUGUUUAUGAUCCAGUGCAUGUAUGCCCUUUGAGAUGCAAUAAAUGCAUUGAACAAAGUAAAUUUAAAAA